Messenger RNA from Chroicocephalus ridibundus (black-headed gull), 1778 nucleotides. RefSeq lists its product as uncharacterized. Gene Ontology annotation, molecular function: L-allo-threonine aldolase activity. Lineage: Eukaryota; Metazoa; Chordata; Aves; Charadriiformes; Laridae. The record is from RefSeq and is a predicted model, not a curated record. Bases 20 to 1279 code for a protein of 419 amino acids. Gene Ontology annotation, cellular component: cytosol. The transcript has 7 exons. Gene Ontology annotation, biological process: L-threonine catabolic process; glycine biosynthetic process.
GGUCCCGGCGGUCCCGGCCAUGCUGGCGGCGCGGGGAGCGGGCGCGGCGUUGCGGCGGGGGCGGCUGCCCGCGGCGGGGACCGGGGCGGGGGCCGUGCAGCCCCGGGGCUCCCCCCGCCCCGCCGGGUGCCCGCCGCGCACCGUGGACCUGCGGAGCGACACGGUGACCCGUCCCUGCGCCGGGAUGCGCCGCGCCAUGGCCCGCGCCGCCGUGGGCGACGACGACUACGGGGAGGACCCGGCGGUCAACGAGCUGCAGCGCCUGGCCGCAGGGAUGCUGGGGAUGGAGGAGGCUCUUUUUGUGCCCACGGCCACCAUGGCGAACCUCAUCGCCGUGAUGUGCCACUGCCAGCGCAGGGGAGCCCAGCUGCUGCUGGGCCGGGACGCCCACCUGCACGUCUACGAGCACGGUGGAGCCGCACAGGUCGCUGGCGUCCACUCCCAGGCACUGCCAGACCUGCCAGACGGCACCUUUGACCUGGACCAGCUGGAGCUGACCAUCCGUGAGGCCCACAGCAGCCGGUACCACCCGCGCCCCGAGCUCAUCUGCCUGGAGAACACGCACAGCUCGGCGGGGGGCCGGGCGCUGCCCCUCGCCUACCUCCAGCAGGUCCGUGGGCUCGCUGACCGCUACGGGCUGCGGGUGCACAUGGACGGAGCGCGGCUGAUGAACGCGGCGGUGGCCCAGGAUGUGGAGCCAGCUCGGAUCACCCGGCACUGUGACUCUGUGUCCCUGUGCUUCUCCAAGGGCCUGGGCGCCCCGGCCGGCGCGGUGCUGGCCGGACGCCGGGAGUUCAUUGCUGAGGCCUGGCGUGCGCGGAAGCUGCUGGGCGGGGGGAUGCGGCAGGCAGGCGUGCUGGCAGCCGCUGCCCGCGUCGGGCUGGAGCACGCGGCCGCGACGCUGCGCAGAGACCACGACAACGCCCGACGCUUCGCUGAAGGCAUCCAGGAGCUGAACUCGCCCCUGUGCUCGGUCAACCUGAUGGCGGUGGAGACAAACAUCGUGAUGGUGAGCGUCAGGGGGGGCUGGCCGUCCCCCGCCGAGCUCUGCGAACACCUGCAGGCUGUGAGUGAGGAGGAGUUGGCCGAGACUGGCCAAGCUGUCAGCGUCCUGCUGUUCCCCUGGUCGGCACACACCGUGCGCGCCGUCUGGCACCGUGAUGUCUCGGCCCGUGACACCGAGCUCGCAAAGAACAAGCUGGAGUUUGUGGCUAGGAAGUGCCAGGAGAAGCUGGCCCUGGGACUGCACCCGACUCCUCCGAGCGCAGGGGGAGCCUGAGCAUCCCCCCAGCCCCAGCCCGGGGCAGCUGCUCCCCUGGUGCUGCAGGCGAGCUGGGCUCUCCCGGCUCUGUCCCAGCAGCCAGCAGCAGAGGGGCUGGGACCAGCCACAGCGUGCUCUAGGCACGUUCCCAGCCAGCUGCAGCACAGCGUCCACCCCUGCGUGCAGCCCAGCCCCGGGAAACCCCAGCCCACCCCCAAAGUGGGAGCACCGCACCUCCCCGGAGGGAGGGAGCACCUUCGCAGACAUGCCGAGGGGCAGUGGGGAGCCCACAUCUCACGCCACCGCCCAGACCCAGCAAACACAGCCUCAGAGCACCAUCUAGUCCUCGACAGCAGCUCUGCUUCUGUAACUCAGGUCCUGCACCCAAAAGCAGAGCCAGACACCUCCCACCCCAAAGGCCACACGCUGCGCCUGGCCCAUGCGCACCGCACGUGUGCAGGGAUGCUGCAGCAAGGAGACAGAUCCCGAGGGAUGCUAGGGGCUCAAAAUAAACAUG